Molecule: messenger RNA, 453 nt
Organism: Amoebophrya sp. A25
Lineage: Eukaryota; Dinophyceae; Syndiniales; Amoebophryaceae
Source: the annotation of a GenBank genome assembly
CGGAGGGGGACGAGCAUAGAAAAUUCAUCAUCGAGGAGCAAGAAGAUGAACAUCUUCAAGUGCAUCAACUACAAGCCGGACCCGCAACAAAUCGAAAAGUAGAGGCAACUUUUCAUCAAGAAAUAUUCGAUCCAAAUCAUGCUAAAGGUGAAGAACUAUUGGAAAAAGGAAACCUCUCUCCUCAAGAAGUGCUCGACGCCUAUCUCUUGAAGUGGAGAGCUCAAGCAAACGAACCUCCUCGAACAGCCGAGCACCACGACGACGAAAAGAAAAAUUUUUUGAGAAAGGCAAAAAGAGAACAAGGUAGCACGACUGGACAAGCUUCAAGUUCUCCACUGCCGCGUCAGAAAACAGAAAAUACCCCACUGAAAAAAGCUGUUGAGUACCAAGAAGCGGCGCAAAAAGUGAUCACAGAGUUGCAGGAGAAAGUUCGGAAAAAUUGGAAAGUCGUAC